AUGGAUCCCUUUUCAGCAGAAGGAGAGCUCCUCAACAUCCACAAUGCCUUCUACCAAGGCCAGUAUCAAGAAGUAGUCGACUUCGAUACCUCCUCCUUCUCCUCCGAAAAUACUCUCACGGCCCGUGUUCUACAGUUGCGCGCACAGAUAGCUCUCGGCCAGAGCAAAGAUGUCCUACAAAGCAUAAAAGCCGAGCAGGACACACCCGAGCUGGCUGCAGUAACAGCGUUGGCGCAACAUGCCUCUGGAAACGAAGCGGAGGCCCUGAAGCUGGCCGAAGACCUGGCAGCCAACUAUGAAGACAACCCAACAGUGCAGGUACUCGCUGGCUUGGUGCUACAUGCGCAAGACAAGGCCGCGGAGGCUCUGGCCUUGCUGUCGAAGCAUUCUGGAAAUCUUGAAGCUGUCGCCUUGAUAGUCCAGAUACACCUCCAACAGAAUAGGUCCGAUCUCGCAUUAAAGGAGGUCCAGGCAGCAAGAAGAUGGGCACAGGAUUCGUUACUUGUCAACCUGGCAGAGUCCUGGGUAGGAAUGAGAGUGGGUGGUGAAAAGUACCAAGCUGCUUUCUACGUCUAUGAAGAACUCGCAUCCGUUCCCAGUACGUCCUCGGCACUAUCGAUAGUCGGCCAGGCGGUGUCUGAGCUACAUCUGGGCCGUCUACCUGAAGCAGAGGCCGCACUCCAGUCUGCCAUUCAAAAAUACCCAGAAGAUCCACAGGUGCUCGCAAACUCGAUUGUACUGAAUGCGAUUAAUGGAAAGGAUAAAGACGAACUGAUAGCAAAACUGAGCAAGGUUCAACCUGACCAUGCAUUUCUCACCGACUUGGAGGAGAAGUCUGCACUCUUCGACGCGGCCGCAGCGAAGUAUUCCGUCAAAGCCUAG
Molecule: messenger RNA, 882 nt
Organism: Arthroderma uncinatum
Lineage: Eukaryota; Fungi; Ascomycota; Eurotiomycetes; Onygenales; Arthrodermataceae
Exons: 5
Coding region: 1-882 (293 amino acids)
Biological process (GO): retrograde vesicle-mediated transport, Golgi to endoplasmic reticulum; endoplasmic reticulum to Golgi vesicle-mediated transport; intra-Golgi vesicle-mediated transport
Cellular component (GO): COPI vesicle coat
Molecular function (GO): protein binding; structural molecule activity
Source: RefSeq, a predicted model, not a curated record